Molecule: messenger RNA, 2558 nt
Organism: Lolium perenne
Lineage: Eukaryota; Viridiplantae; Streptophyta; Magnoliopsida; Poales; Poaceae
Product: BTB/POZ domain-containing protein At5g48130
Source: RefSeq, a predicted model, not a curated record
UCAACCCCCAUUCGUGCGCCCUCAGCCAUUGUACCCUUUUGCACGCCUCCCUAGGUUACUUCCCUCCGCACUCAACCUCUACACUGUGUAAUCCUUGCCUACUCUACUUAUAUGCGCUGCUGCUACUGCUACUACUGCCGAUCCUAGUUAGGAUUAGUGUACUACCUAACCUGCGACUGGCCGCUUCGUCAUGGAGAAGAUGAUUGGGUUGGACAUGGACACGGAGGUGGUGAUGUCGCCGGCUGCGAGAGCCGCCGUGUUUAGUAGCCCUUACUCCAGCCCCAGCACGGCCUUCCUGCUCCAGAGGAGAGUUCUUACUUGGGCGAAAGAAACCGGAUCGCCGGCGGCGGUACGCGUCCGCGUUGCCGACAGAAGCUUCAUUCUGCACAAGGAUCCUCUGGCAUCCAGAUGCGGGUACUUCAGCCAGGCGAUGGAGGAGGUGUCCGGAGACGUCGAGCUGCCGGCCAGCUUCCCCGGAGGCUCAGAGGCGUUCGAGGUGAUCGGGCUCUUCUGCUAUGGUGACGCCGUGGCGCUCGACCCGUUCAACGUGGCGGCCGUGCGGUGCGCGGCCGAGUUCCUGGACGUGGCCGGCUUGGGCGCACGCUGCGACCUCUACAUCAACCAGGUGGUGCUGCAGAGCUGGGACGACGCCCUCAUCGUGCUCCAGCGGUGCCAGCCCCUGCUCCCUGUCGCCGAGGAGCUCCUCAUCGUAAGCCGCUGCGUCGAGUCGUUGGCGUUCAUGGCUUGCAUGGAGAUCCUCGACCCCGAGCAGAGCCGGGACCAGCCCGGCGUCGACGAUGUCGCCGUGCGUGGUCUGGUCGGCCGCCGCUGGGACGCCGAGAUCGUCAAGGAGCUCGCCGCGCGCGAUCUCUGGAUCAAGGACCUCAUCGCGCUCCCCUUCGAGUUCUUCAAGCGGAUCGUGCAAGCGCUGCGGCGGCAGGGCAUGAAGGAGAAGUACGUGAGCCCCGUGGUGCUCUUCUACGCCAACAAGUGGGUGCUCUCCAAGAAAACCCACAAGUUCUGGGCCAGCACGGACGAGUCCGGCGACGGAGGCGGCGAGACCGACGCGAACAGGAGGGCCACGGAGAUCCUGCAGGGCGUUGUCGAGCUGCUCCCGGCGGAGGCGAGCGGCGGGGCCGUCCCGGCUGCGUUUUACUUCGCUCUGCUGUCGCGGUCGCUCACACUCCAGCUGACAGAGGAGACCCAGAAAAGGCUGAGAGGCCAGGUUGCGUCCCACCUGCAGUUCGCCUGCGCGGACGACCUGCCGCUGCCGGAGCAAGAAGCCGACAGGUCCAUCGCCGAUAGCCCGGAGGUGAUUGCAAUGGAGAGCAUCGUGUCAAACCAUGUCGCCAUGCAACGGCAAGGGGCCGAGGGCGUCGCGGAUUUGUGGGAUCGGUACCUCGUGCAAAUCGUGGGCGAUCCAAAGCUCCGGCCUGAGCGGCUGGCAGAACUGAUCGGUGUCGUUUCGGCCGGCGAUCGGAAGACCCACGAUCAUCUCUACGAAGCAAUCAACACAUACUUACUGGAGCAUCCGGGUGUGUCCGGCGACGAGAAGGCGUCGCUGUGCGGGAAUAUCGAAUGCCGGAAGCUCUCGCACGAGGCAUGCAUCCAGGCGGUGCAGAACGAGCGGAUGCCGCUCCGGUUCAUCGUGCAGGCGCUGUUCGUGCAGCAGAUGCACACGCACCGCGCCUUCGCCGAGCGCUCUGACUCCUUCCGGUACAUGCUCUCCGGCGAGCUGAUCCCGGGCGUCGCCGGCGCGUACACGCCGAGCCCGGGGUGCCCCGUCCCCACGAGCCAGCCUCUUAGCACCACAAGUCCGUACACGGACGCCCACACCACAGUCGCGAUGGACGGGAAGCUCCGCGCCCGCGACGACGACGCGUCGGACUACGAGACGGCGAGCUUCAGGAUCCAGGCGCUGGAGCAGGAGAUCAUCUCGCUGAAGAAGACCCUGCAGCGGCACAACACCGUGAAAGGCGGCUCGGUUCGAAAGGACGGCAAAGAACCGAGCUUUAGGGCGGACGCGGCCGCGCCGGCGGCGGUCAGGCGGCGAGCCCCAGUGUCCGGCAGCUGCAUCGGCUCCAUGCGGUGGGGCUCGCAGCGGCGGUGCGCCAGUAGGAUCCUGCGCGUCUUUACGAGACUGGCCGUGUUCGGGCGGAGCAGAUCCAGAGGGAAACAGAGCAAGUGCAGGGCAGCAGCAGAGCAGCUCAGUUGCUUGUAGUGCCAGCAGGGACUCAGGGCAGUGAAUUUUUUGAGCUUUCUGCAUGUGGGAUGGAAAAUGCAGAUGCCACGCUUGGAACCUGGCAACUAUGGAUGUAUUGUGUUCUCUGUACAUAUUGCUAGCAAUGAUGAAGGCUUGAAGAAGAAAUUACUGUCAGGUGGUCAUUCGGUAGAGACAGCACAUGGUGAAGGUACUUUUGUUAGGUUAGCAACUCCUAAUAUUAGCGUAGUUUAUGAGUACUUUGGUCAGGGGAUGUCUUUGUCAUUAGGCUUGGUUUACUGUUGAUUUGCUAUUGUAUUGUGUUCAGUUUCGAAGGUGAUGUGAAUAAGUAAUAAAA